Molecule: messenger RNA, 120 nt
Organism: Chondrus crispus (carragheen)
Lineage: Eukaryota; Rhodophyta; Florideophyceae; Gigartinales; Gigartinaceae
Source: the annotation of a RefSeq genome assembly
AUGACAGGUACAGGUAGAGUUCCUUUAUGGCUAGUUGCUACUGUAGGUGGUAUAGCUGCUAUAACAGUUCUAGGAAUUUUUAUUUAUGGCUCUUAUUCAGGAAUAGGUUCAUCUUUAUAA